Molecule: messenger RNA, 2480 nt
Organism: Scophthalmus maximus (turbot)
Lineage: Eukaryota; Metazoa; Chordata; Actinopteri; Pleuronectiformes; Scophthalmidae
Gene: cfap263
Product: coiled-coil domain containing 113
Exons: 9
Coding region: 568-1758 (396 amino acids)
Biological process (GO): cilium assembly
Cellular component (GO): ciliary basal body; axoneme
Source: RefSeq, a predicted model, not a curated record
CAUUUUUUUUUUUUACAUUUCAAAAGACGAAAUGUCGAGGAUAGAGUUGAAAUACUACUUCGAGAAUAAAGUCGAAAAAUUGUGACCCGGAAGCACUUUUCAGCAGCAAAAAACAACCGGAUGUUGAUGUUUUGCUAGCCAGUUUGCUAAGCUAACGCUAGCUGCUAACCAACGUUGUAACGUUGCGAUAUUAUUAUUGUCAGGCUGAAUCUGGAAGAAACGAUGUGGACAUGUCGACUUUACUCUCGACAUGUUGACCUUUAUUGUCUAAAUGUUAAAUAAAUAAAACAAAUCUUCCCCCUCAUUAAUAAAAAAAGACAAGUCUUCCCCCUAAUUGUUUCUUCUUAUGCCUGGCCAUGAUACUAUUCCGUUUAAACACACACAACACAAAUAUAAUGUCCUGAAAUUGAGAAGAGAUCGACACCAGUUGUGUGAUGAUCUCAAUGGCGCUGUGUGUUUCUGUCCUUGUUCGUUGCAAAGUUAGUUCACAAAUUCGAAGUUUUACGCGAGCCCCUUGAAGGCAACACGCGCCCCAUAGCAACCACUGUUCAGUGUACCUUAGCAACCAUGGAGGACGAGCCUGCGUUCAUCGUGGAAGAAAGAGGAGAGGAGCUCCCACGAGAAGAACUUCCCGACAACCGCGUCGAAGAGCUAAAGUGUUGCAACGCAGCCCUCCUGGCAGAGAAGGACUUGUUCGAACGCUUCAUCAGCCGCCUGGAGCCACGCGAGCUGGUGUCCCAGCAGGACGGGGGCGAAGGUCCCGCGGCAGCAGCAGCAGCAGGAGGAGGAGCAGGAGGAGGAGGAGGAGGAGCCUCCCUAACGGAGAGUGGGGGCUGUGGACGGAGGCGGAGGUCCCACUCCCACGUGUCCGACCGACUCCAGCAGCUGACGAUUGAGCAGAAACUCUAUGUGGCCCGGAGGGAAGUGAGAGAGACACAACAAGAUCACGAGAAUCUCAAACAGAGAUACGAGAGAAUCCAGGACAACUACAAGGCCUCCUUGAAAGAGUCCGAGUUGCGCCUGGCGGAGGUCAGGAAGGCUAAGAAAGAGUUUGAACGCAGGCUGCUCAAACCUCUGAAGGACAACAGAGUGGAGAUGAAGGAGCCAGACAAAGUGCUCCAGUGCAUCAGAGACAAGCUACAGGUCGCCCAGUUGGAGAAGUUGCAUCUGAAGAACCAGGCGCUGAAGGUCCAGGAGAAGAAGCUCCAGCAGCAGCUUCGCCAUAAAAAAGAAAUGGGAAAGGCCGAGUACGAGGACUUUUUCCAGGAGUACAACGAGCAGAGAAUUGACAAAAAUCGAGACGAACUUCAAGUCAACAGUUCGAAAGUGCAUCGUGUCCUCGGUUCGCACAAGGAGAAGCUGCAGUGCGUGACCAUGGAGUCGACGGAGUUGAGCAACGACAUCACAAGCAGGAAGCAGAUGCUGGCAAAAAUUGAGGAGGAGAUGCAGCACGCCGAAGAGGAGCGUUUAAAGGCGGAGGCCCUGAACCAACACCUGCGCCUCCAGAUGACAGAUUACGAGGCUCCCGAUAUCACCGAGUACAUAGAUGUCAAAGAGAAACACAAGAAGCUGCAGCAAAGCAUUCACACCUGGGAGAGGAAGGUUGGCAUUGCUGAGAUGGCUUUGAAGACCCACACUAAAGCCUGGAUCAAACAUGGAGCCACUCUUACUCCUGCGAACAGCGCUGCAGCAAGAGCGAGGUCCGGGGAAAACCCCGUCCCAGUAAAGCUCCCGUACAUAACAGAACACAACAGAUAAGAGAGGCAGAGAAUCGGAGGGAGGCUACAGGAUUCAUUAAAGAACUGGAGUGGUGCUGGUGGAGUUUGUACGUCCACCAAGGCCAAACAGUCCCCUCAAACUCAAUCAAGCUGCACCAGACAUACAGUAGAUAUCAGUCCCCUUAAUAUGCCUGAUUUAUAAAAAAAAAAAAUCAAGAUCCAUUCUUUAUUCCCUGGGAAAACUGUGAAAGUAUAUAUAUAUAUUUUUAAACUCCACCCUAUCUUGCAGUUUGACAGGGAGGGGAAAAACGUCCUGGAUACGCCUCUUUGUCCAGAUCUGGACCAAAAUGUAAUGGGUUCUUUCUUGGCUCAUGUUUUGGGGAAAUCCGUUCAGUAGUUUUUGCAUAUUCCUGCUGAAUAUCAAACAAAUCAACAAACAGAAAGGGGUGGGGGGAUGGAAACUUUAGUCACAAUUUGAUUAUUUCUUUUAAUAUUUGUUGGAAAUUGUAGCAAUAAAAUAAUUUUCUGUUGGCUUGAUGCUUUUCAAGAUGUUCACAUUUUCAAACUAUGAAGUUAACUAAGAAUGAAUUGUAGAGAUAUUUUCUAAAUGUUUAAGCUCCAUUAAGCCCAAUUCCAAUAAAAAUAACCUUGAUUACAGCAUUCUCAAUCCAAUAUAUGAGAGUUUCCAUAGUUGUGUUUCUGAAGGUCAUGUAAAGUGAGCAGACUCCUAAUGUGAAGAAUAAAAAUCCACCGAAUACUUGA